Cottoperca gobio is the source of this 1886-nucleotide messenger RNA. It is a transcript of the gene dio1, whose product is annotated as iodothyronine deiodinase 1. Gene Ontology annotation, biological process: thyroid hormone metabolic process. Gene Ontology annotation, molecular function: thyroxine 5'-deiodinase activity. The transcript is spliced from 4 exons. Lineage: Eukaryota; Metazoa; Chordata; Actinopteri; Perciformes; Bovichtidae. The record is from RefSeq and is a predicted model, not a curated record.
UAAUCAGACGCUCGCCGUGUGGGCAGUAACAGACAUAAUAAUCAGAUUGCAGUUUCACGAGAGGCGCUGUGAAAACGGGAGUCCACCAGCAAGGAGCAACUAUGUCUUUGCACAAGUUAAUGGUCUGUUUGUCGACAGCAUGCUUUUUUUGCUAUUUGAUAGGAUUGAAUCUCUUCCUCUGCAUUAUGCAAGUUAUACUGCCAGGUCUCACCAAGAAACUAAUCCUCAAAAUGGGUGAAAAAAGCACCAUGACCCAUAAUCCUAAUUUUAAAUAUGAAGAUUGGGGUCUGACGUUUGGAUCUAUCAAAUUCAUUAAAACCGCCUCUCACCACAUGUGGUUGUCGCUCGGACAAGACGCAUUUGUGGGACGAGAAGCUCCGGACACACCUGUGGUCAGCAUGGAGGGAAAGAAAACAAGUGUCUGCAAGUACUUGAAAGACAACAGACCGCUGGUGUUGAGCUUUGGAAGUUGCACCUGACCCCCGUUUAUGUACAAACUUGAGGAGUUUAAGCAACUCGUCAAGGACUUCUGUGAUGUAGCUGACUUUCUUGUAAUCUACAUCGCUGAGGCGCAUUCAACAGAUGGUUGGGCCUUUACCAACAACUUUGACAUCAACCAGCACCAGAACCUGGAGGACAGGCUGUCUGCAGCGCAGAUCUUGGUCCAAAAGGAGCCCCUGUGUCCAGUGGUUGUGGAUGAAAUGAAUGAUGUCAGUGCCAUAAAGUAUGGUGCUCUGCCUGAGAGGCUUUACGUGCUGCAGGCUGGGAAAGUUGUCUACAAGGGGGGCAUGGGGCCUUGGGACUACAAUCCAAUGGAGGUGCGUUCGUUCCUGGAGAAGAUGAAAUAAGAAGGUUGUUUCAAGUCCCAGCCAUGUGUUUACCAGCCGACAGGUCUUAUAUGUAGGGGUUUCUGUUUUCACCAGGUCAACAUUGUAACCAACAUAUAUUACUGAUAUCUUUUGUUGUUUUAAUCCAGACUCGCAUUAAUUCACUGCCACAUUCACAUGUAGGUCUAUAGCUGCUCCCUCGCAUCAACCACUAAAGAGUAGAAAUAUUGUAACCCCUUCCAGACUCUCCUGUACGCUGGAAAACAUACCUCUUCUGUCGAUCUCUGAGUUUGAACUCUCCUCUCUGUGUUUCUUAGUGACGGCUGCAGAUUAAACCGUUGGCCUCUGCAGCCAGAUGAAGUGAAACACAGAGAGACAGUCGGGUCAGGAGGUUGAGUUCGAGGUAUCACACAACGUGCAGGAGAUGCCACAGAAGUUGUUUAAUUCCAAAGUUUAAAAGACCUUCUGAGUUUUCUUUUGAAGUUUUCCACUUCUUGCAGAUUCAGCUUUACCAUUCUCAUUGUAAACUGUAAUAAUAAUAGAUUUUAUUUGUAUAGCACCUUUUCAAAACUUUAGUAUAUAAAGUAGCAAAAUAAAAACCAAUUCCAAAAAAAUGACAAAUGUAAGAAUAAAGUGAAAUAAAGCAUAGAAUAAGAUGUACAAAUAAUACAACAAUAGAAAGGAUUAUUACACCAAACACAGCAGGGACUUAAUUAAGUAAAAGCACAGUUUAAAAAGUGCGUAUUUAAAAGAGGACAAUGAUGUGACUUGCCUGAUCUCCUCUGGGAAAUUGCUCCUGGGUGACUUUACAGGAGGCUGCUUUAUAUAUGAUGAUUACAGUGCAAACCUCUGGUGACUGUAAUCUGAUGAGAUGACUCAAAAGUGGCCUUCUCUGAAUUAUGUCGGAGCAUUUUUUUUUAAUUGGACACAUUCAGCGUAUAAUAGACGUGUUUGUUAAACAGUCUGCAUUUCCUUUUUUCAAUGUUUUUGUAUCACAAUAAGCUUUUUAUUUCUUGUGAACGUUUGCAUUAUAGUUUAAUAAAGAAUGACACGUGGAGA